CCUCUUUGCCCUUCAACAGUCUUCAGGUUUCAAGACUAGCAUCUGUAUAUUUCCAGGCUUGAUUGUCAGUUCCUUUCCGGUGACCACGUGCCGUUCCCCUGCAGGAUGGAGAUCUCCUCCCAUCAAUCUUACCUCCUGGAGCAACUGAACGAGCAGCGCCGGCAGGACGUGUUCUGUGACUGCAGCAUUCUGGUGGAAGGGAAGGUCUUCAAAGCGCACCGCAACGUCUUGUUUGCUAGCAGCGGCUACUUUAAAAUGCUGCUUUCUCAGAGCUCAAAGGAGACAAGUCAGCCGGCCACGGCCACAUUUCAGGCCUUCUCCCCGGACACCUUCACCGUGAUCCUGGACUUUGUCUACUCCGGCAAACUCUCUCUUACUGGACAGAAUGUGAUAGAGGUGAUGUCCGCCGCCAGCUUCCUUCAGAUGACUGAUGUCAUUAGCGUGUGUAAGACUUUCAUUAAGUCUUCCCUGGACAUUAGUGAGAAGGAGAAGGAUCGCUACUUCAGCCUCUCCGACAAGGACACCAGCUCUAAUGGUGUAGAACACCCCCCUUUUUAUAGUAGCGGCUGGCGGGAGGAGAGCGCGUCUCCCCGCUCUCGCCUGAGCCCAGACCAAGGACCGAGUGUAGCAAGUGGGAAGUUGUGGCACAAGUACAGUUAUCCUGCGGCUGCCCCAAGGAAUGCCCAACAACCACUGGCCAGUGAGCAAAGGAAGGACGCCAUUAAAAAGACCAAGCAUUUGAGACUGGCGCAGCCUUCUCAGGCGGUGCAGCUCAAGUCCGGCCGAGGGGAGGCGCGGCCGUCCGAUUCCUCCGACCACGCUGCCCCGUCUGAAGAGCGAGCUCAGUUAGACACCGAAGAGGACUCUGCUCCGGCUGGCUACCAGUACGGCCAAGCCUCCGACGUCACAUCCAGGAGCUUUCUAGAUGAUCUGCCCAGGCUGCGAUUCAGGUGCCCAUACUGCACACAUGUUGUGAAGCGGAAAGCAGACCUCAAACGCCACCUGCGCUGCCAUACGGGAGAAAGGCCCUACCCGUGCCAAGCUUGUGGCAAACGGUUCAGCAGGCUGGACCAUCUGAGUAGCCAUUUCCGAACAAUCCACCAGGCAUGCAAACUAAUCUGCCGGAAAUGCAAAUGCCACGUGACUGACCUCACCGGACAAGUGGUACAGGAAGGAACCAGGCGCUACAGGCUGUGUAACGAGUGCCUUGCUGAGGUGGGCACUGACAGCCUCCCUGUCCAUCUGGAAGCUGAGCAGCGGUCCAUGUCCCCCACAGAUGGGGACAAGGGUUCCCGAUGGCAUCUGAGUGAGGAAGAAAGUAGAUCCUAUGUGGAGAUUGUGGAGGAUGGGUCUGCCGAUCUGGUCAUAAAACAAGUUGAAGAUAGCGAGGAAGAGGAAGAAAAGGAGUUCAAACCCAACGUUAGGUAGCUCAUCCGAGCUGGUGUGCCUGCCGUUUACACGGACAUCCUGUGUCUCUCUAUGGGCAGAGCCCGGUUGAUGGAUUUCUCCUGCUGGCUUAGAAGUGACCUGAUGUAACUUGCAUGCUUUCUGAAUAGGCCACUGUAUCCAUUCGGAACUGUGUUGCCCUGAAAUAUGUUGCUGCGUUGGGAAGACCUUGCUUGUAUUGGCAUGAUGGA
Molecule: messenger RNA, 1637 nt
Organism: Onychomys torridus (southern grasshopper mouse)
Lineage: Eukaryota; Metazoa; Chordata; Mammalia; Rodentia; Cricetidae
Gene: Zbtb8a
Product: zinc finger and BTB domain containing 8A
Exons: 4
Coding region: 106-1428 (440 amino acids)
Biological process (GO): regulation of transcription by RNA polymerase II
Molecular function (GO): protein binding; RNA polymerase II cis-regulatory region sequence-specific DNA binding; DNA-binding transcription factor activity, RNA polymerase II-specific
Source: RefSeq, a predicted model, not a curated record